Siniperca chuatsi (mandarin fish) is the source of this 1465-nucleotide messenger RNA. RefSeq names its product olfactory receptor 13C2-like. Lineage: Eukaryota; Metazoa; Chordata; Actinopteri; Centrarchiformes; Sinipercidae. Gene Ontology annotation, biological process: G protein-coupled receptor signaling pathway. Gene Ontology annotation, molecular function: G protein-coupled receptor activity; olfactory receptor activity. The record is from RefSeq and is a predicted model, not a curated record. The coding region runs from base 13 to 939 and encodes 308 amino acids. Gene Ontology annotation, cellular component: membrane. The transcript has a single exon.
UUAAUAAUCUGAAUGGAUGAUGAAUUAAAUGCAACAUUUAUAACCUUUGGUGGGCAUGUGGAGGUGCACAGAUACAGAUUUCUUUAUUUUGUGAUUAUGUUCAUAGUAUAUAUUCUAAUACUCUGCAGCAAUUUAACCAUCAUAUGCCUUAUUUGGAUUCACCGAAACCUCCAUGAGCCUAUGUACAUUUUCAUUGCAGCUUUGUUACUGAACUCUGUUCUUUACAGCACUACUAUCUACCCAAAGCUUCUGAUUGACUUUUUAUCAGACAAACAGAUCAUAUCUUAUUCAGCCUGUGUCUUUCAAUGUUUUCUGUAUUACACUCUAAAUGGUUCAGAAGUCUUACUGUUGGCAGCCAUGGCCUAUGACAGGUAUGUGUCUAUAUGUAAACCUCUGCAAUAUGCAACUAUCAUGAGAAAAACCACUGUCAAUAUUCUCCUAAUUUUUGCCUGGCUUCUGCCUGCUUGUCAGAUUGCAGUACCAGUAGCCGUUGGUAUUAAUAUCAAACUCUGUAAUUUUACUUUGAAAGGAAUCUUUUGCAACAAUUCAAUUUACAAACUUCACUGUGCGACUUCAAAAGCACUAUCUGUGUAUGGUGUGAUUGUUUUGUUAAAUGUUACAUUUUUCCCUGCGCUUUUCAUACUUUUUACGUACACACGGAUAUUUAUAAUAACCUACCAAAGUUGUAGAGAAGUCAGGAUAAAAGCCGCAGAGACCUGUUUUCCUCACCUGUUGGUUUUGGUAAUAUUUUCUUGUCUGUUUACAUAUGAUGUCAUUAUAGUUAAACUGGAAUCUGAUUUUCCAAAAACUGCACAUUUUGUAAUGACUUUACAAGUGGUUUUGUAUCAUCCUCUCUUGAAUCCAGUCAUAUAUGGACUAAAAAUGAAAGAGAUUUCUAAACAAAUCAAGAGGUUGUUUUGUCAAGACAAACUGAACUAAUAUAUCGACAAAGAUUACUGAUGAGCAGUCAUUUCUUCUGUAAUAAUCAUGCAGAUAUGUGAUUUCUGUGAUUCUUGGAAGGAUUUGUUUCCAUAACACUAAUGCACAGUAAAGACCAACAUCAGCUUCAGCAGUGUAAUGACUAAUGACUAAGAAAUUGGUUGUGGUCUUUCAAAAAUACUGAACUCCAAAAACACUAAAUAAAGAACUUUACUGUGAGACGCUUUCUGCUUGUAGCCUUUAUCAGGGUGACUUUGCAAACACAAAAGAAAUGUUUUAUUCUGGUGUCACAUGUGAGUUUUCCAGUUUGUUUUGAUUAACUGCAAGAAACAUUACUCUGUUACCAGUAAUGUUUUUGAUAUUAUUAUCAUUGUUUCUGGGUGUAUUGUUGUUAAAGUUCAUAAUGGUCAUAAAGUGAAUAUCUCAACAUUUUAAACCAACAGCCUUGAAAGCAAGAGCAUGUGCUCCAGACUGUAAUUUGGUACAAAUUUUAUUAAAAUCAAUAAAUGUUGUUUAAUAAUAAUAA